UUAUGAUCUGCGUUAAUCUCGAGAGUUAUGGAGUCGGACAAUGAUUUUUACAAGAUAAACCCGUUAGACUGUGAAACAGACCCCCAUUGUAUUCCAUGGGUUAAAACUUUUAAAGAACCAGGUUUAUUGCUCCUGUAUACCUAUUUGGUCGUAGUCUUCCUUUUACUCUCCUUCUUCACGAUGUGGAGAAAAACUAAAGAAAUAUUAUCUAAACCUUACUAUGUUGAAUCUGGUGAAAAGGGAUCUGAGUCCCAAACCACACAUCCUUCAUUUACAUCUGGGGUCAAAUUUGAAGAAUUUUAUGAAAUUAAUCUGGACGUUAAUAGUGAAAACAACAAUGUUAAGGGCGUAUUACCUAAACGCUUUCAAAAGUGCUUCAAAGGCUAUAAAAGUAAUCUUUUUGGAGACUUUUGCUACAAACUAGCAGUCAGCAUUUCGAUAUUGUGGAUAGCUUUACUUAUACUUAUUCUUCUGGACUUUUAUCAUAACUGUAGUCUUACGAGCAUCGACGACUUGUGUUUUUACGGCGACUUUUUUAUCUUUGGAAGUUUUAAAAAAAAUUCAGCCGUUUUCUUUGGAGUUUGGUUUUUUUCCACGGCAUGGUUUGCCUUGUGGCUGACUUUUCAAAAUGAGAUUAGAAACUGGUUCAGGACGCCUUGUAGCCUUGACUGCGCUGAGUACGUGUGGGGUUUGGGUUCGCGAGGAGGAAGAACUGCUGAGUGUAAGCUCUCUCAAGGCUGUUAAGCUCUUCAGGAUGCUCUCAAAGUUGCUAACCUCGAAAAGAACUCCGGGGCGGGCCACGACGGUGAAGGUAUUACUUUCCUCCCUUUCCCUUGUGAUCUGCAUAGCGUUUGUUCAGGUUUCCCGCAGCGUGACGGUUGCUGGAGCGUCGGUGCAAUCCUUUAUUCACGAAGGUUCGAGAUAUAUUCUUCGGGGCGACAAGUUCGAAGCGCCUCUCGUCCCCAUUGGCACAACAUACUCCGACUUCCACCGGCACAAGUUGGGGCUGUCUUCGGCGGCUGCUCUUGAAAGAUACCAAUACUACGGACCCAACGCCAUUUAUUAUAGCCCGGAUUCCGUGCCAGCUCUUAUUAAAAACGAGUUUUUCACGUGGUUUUAUCUCUACCAGUGGGUCAUGUACACCGUGUGGUUAUGGUUUAGCUACCUCUUUGUAGCUGCGGCCGAGCUGUGCGUGGUUCUUUCGAGUGCAGUUGCUAGUAUCGUGGUAACCCGGUCGAACCAGCAGAGCUUUUUAAAAGUUACGGACUUCCAUUCCGAAGUGCAGGUUCUGCAAGAUGGCAAGUGGGCCAGCGUCUCAAGCACCAAGCUCGUACCAGGCGACAUAGUGUUGGUCAGCACAGGGCUAAAGUUGCCUUGCGACCUCGUGCUUCUGGCGGGGUCAGCCAUCUGCAAUGAAAGCUCUCUGACUGGUGAAAGUAUGCCCCUUCAAAAAGUGCAGUGUCCUAAUGAAGAUGUCGUUUAUGAAAGUGUGAAGUAUGGAAAUCGUUACUCUCUCUUUGCUGGGACUUCCGUUCUUCAGUCCUCUUCUGACACUGAGAAGCCGGCGUUGGGCCUUGUCGUUAGCACGGGAAUCCACACUUCCCAAGGUGGCCUUGUGUCCACUAUCUUUCAGCCUCGGAGACUUUCCUUGAAAUACGAUGAGGAAUUCGGCUUGGUUGCCUGCAUUCUCUUCUGUUACGGCUGUUUUGUAUUUGUAUUGGCUGUUAUAUUUCAGAACUGGUCCGGACUGGGGGGAAAUUGGGUGACGAAGUGGGCUUUCGGCCUCUUUACAAUAAGCCAAGUGCUCACCCCUCUUCUCCCCGUCGCCCUGAAGGUCGGGCAGAUUCGGUCGUCGCAGCGCCUCAAGAAGGCCGGGGUUCUUACUCUCGACCCCUCACGUAUAGCCAUAUGCGGAAAAAUAAAAUGCUUCUGCUUCGAUAAAACGGGAACUCUCACAAUGGAAAACUUGACUUUUCUGGGGGUCCAAUCGAGAGAGUUUUAUGAAGGCAAAACUAAUGGUGGGUCCGAGCUUUUCCUCCCCGACUCGAAUAAGCUCAAUCGAAAAGUAAUCGAGGCGCUUGCUUCAUGCCACUCCGUAGCGCAGAUGGGAACCGCCUAUGUUGGGAACGAGCUUGAGCUGCAAAUGUUCAAGUCCACUGGAUGGGUCCUCACUCUUCAAGAUAAAGUUUCCGUCGUCAGGGAUCCUUCCGGGAAGGGCGCACUGCUCGUCCUAAGGAAGUUUGACUUUGAUUACGAACUGCAACGCAUGAGUGUGAUUGUUAAAAAUGAGAGUAAUGAGCUGUUUGUCUUCUGCAAGGGCUCAUUUGAGAAAAUCGAAAAGCUCUGUAGACAAGAAACCCUUCCUAUGGCAUAUAGAGAGACUUCAGAACGCUUUGCUAUGAACGGCGCUUACGUAUUGUCUCUGGCCUUUAAACGUUUGGCCAAUGAGAAAGAUGUCGUGGAUUUAACUCGCGGGCAGGUCGAGCGUGAUCUGGAGUUUUUAGGGGUCAUGGUUUUUCGAAACGAGUUGAAAACUGACACCAUCAAAGCCAUGCGCGAUUUAGAGAAGGGAGGCAUCACGCCCAUAAUGAUUACAGGAGACCACCCAAAUUGCGCACAGUACAUAGCCAAAGCAUGCAACAUCGUUAAGAUUGGGCAGCUCGUGAUUCUGGGACAGCUAGAGGGGGCAGAAGUUGUCUGGCGUUGCUUUGGUACUGAGUUUGAGGCGCAUAAGCACAUGACCACCGGAGAGGUCCUGCAGAAGUGUUUGGGGACCCGCAAAUCGUUUUCAAGCGAGACCGAUUUUGUGCUUGCCUUGUCCGGUAGCGCUACGCUUAACGCUCUCUUAGAGGGCGGCUAUUUGGAGUUGCUGGUCUUCCACAUUAGGAUCUACGCUCGCAUGCCUCCCGACUCUAAAGUGUGCAUAGUGAAGGCCUACCGCGCUGCAGGCCUGGUAGUCGGGAUGUGUGGAGACGGCGGUAACGACUGCGGGGCCUUGCGAGCAGCUCACGCGGGAAUAGCCUUUGGUGACGCGGAGGCGUCGUUGGUUUCCCCUUUCACCUCUACGACCAAAACCAUCUCUUCUGUGGUUGCACUAGUAAAAGAAGGCCGAGCUGCCCUGCACACGUCGUUUGGCGUGUAUAAAUUUCUGGUUUGCUACGGACAGUUAUUUUCGAUGACGAAGCUCUUCUGCUUCUUUUACGGAGUGCUCUUGAGCCUUAUGGGCUGCAUAUUUGCCGACGCCGUGGCCGUUUUGACUUUGGGGUACACGAUGACGUUGGGUAGACCCAAAAGUACACUGAAAGGCAGGAGACCCACCUCCAGUUUGCUAAGCCUGCAAACACUGGUUUCAGUGAUUGGCGUCAUAGCUAUCAAUUUCCUUAUACUGUUGGCCGUACUUUGGUUUGUGACCCACUCGAAGAACUUUGUGCCUUGGCCUUCCUCUCUGGCUACAUCUCAAUACUGGUGGUUUUUAAGCGAUAACUGGGAAGCAACUGCGCUUUAUCUCGCCUUUUACUUAAAUCUCAUCACUUCGGCUUUGAUUUUUAGUUUUGGAGGACAGUUUAGAACUUUUGUGCUGAAAAACAAGGGUCUUGUAGCGAAUUGGCUUGCUCUGUUUAUCCUCACCGUGUUACUGGCGCUGCUUCCCCCCAAUGCCUUUACCGAUGUGUGGCACAUGGCAUCGCGCCCAUACAACCGCCCCAACACCUCCCAUCCCAUUUGGCGUAGAUUUCAAAGGGAGGGCGGCACCCCUCCCCCUCCUAUGAGCUUCCUACUUCGAUUGGGACUCUUACUUAUUAUCGGGAUUGGAUUGGCAUGUCUUUGUCUCUGGCAGGCGCUCUUUGCGGAAGGCCCAAUUGCAAAACUUGUUUCCAAAAGCAGCAAAAAAAAGGACUGAACUAACCCCAAAAGAUUGUAAAGUGUUUUGUUAAAAUUAAUAUUAAAGCAUUUUGGAAAG
Molecule: messenger RNA, 3958 nt
Organism: Zophobas morio
Lineage: Eukaryota; Metazoa; Arthropoda; Insecta; Coleoptera; Tenebrionidae
Product: polyamine-transporting ATPase 13A3-like
Exons: 20
Coding region: 629-3898 (1089 amino acids)
Biological process (GO): transmembrane transport
Cellular component (GO): membrane
Molecular function (GO): P-type transmembrane transporter activity; ATPase-coupled monoatomic cation transmembrane transporter activity; ATP hydrolysis activity
Source: RefSeq, a predicted model, not a curated record